Messenger RNA from Pseudogymnoascus verrucosus, 1482 nucleotides. RefSeq lists its product as uncharacterized. The transcript has 3 exons. NCBI's taxonomy places the organism in Eukaryota, Fungi, Ascomycota, Leotiomycetes, Thelebolales, Thelebolaceae. The coding region runs from base 174 to 1220 and encodes 348 amino acids. Gene Ontology annotation, molecular function: oxidoreductase activity. Gene Ontology annotation, cellular component: cytosol. The record is from RefSeq and is a predicted model, not a curated record.
CCCUCCCUCCCUCACCAUCCGCCAUCCGCCGUCUCCGCUGUCACGUCGACUAGCUACAUACCACCAGCUAGCUACACACUGAGAUUUUAUACUUUAUAUUGUUGACGCCUUCGCGGGAAUAGGCUCCCUCCCCCCCACGACUCAACAAAACACAACACGCACAACCUCAAAAAAUGCCUCUCAUCCCACCCUCACCCACCCCCCACGCCGUCCUAGGUCUCCUGACCUUCGGCCCCGACCCCACCGGCGGCGCGCGCAUCACCUCCCUCCCCGCCUUCACCACCAUCCUCGACGUCUACCAGUCGCGCGGCUACCACGAAGUCGACACCGCGCGCACCUACGGCAACGGCACCCAAGAAGCCUUCACCCGCGCCGCGGGGUGGAAAGAGCGCGGUCUCACCCUCGCUACGAAGUCUCUCCCCGAAACGCACCACGGUCACAGCGCCGCGAACUUACCUGGGAAAGUUGAGGAGAGUCUGAGGGAGCUGGGAACGGAGUGCGUGGAUAUCUUCUACCUCCACACCGCGGACCGGAGCGUGCCGUUCCCUGAGACGCUGGAGGCGGUGGAUAAACUGCACAAGGCCGGGAAGUUUGUGCGUUUCGGACUCAGCAACUUCGCUGCCUUCGAGGUCGCGGAGAUCGUCGUGACGUGCCAGAUGCGCGGAUGGGUGCGUCCGACGAUCUAUCAGGGGAUGUAUAAUGCGCUCACGCGCGGGGCGGAGGCUGAGCUGUUCCCGGCGCUGAGGCGGUACGGGUUAGCGUUCUAUGCGUAUAACCCCCUCGCGGCGGGGAUUUUCUCGGGGAAGUAUGUGUCUGAGGCGGAGAGGCCGGAGGAGGGGCGGUUUUCGGAUGUUGAUGGGAAGAGGGGGGAGAGGUAUCGGGAGAGGUAUUUUAGGAGGGGGGUGUUUGAGGCGUUGGGGGGGGUGAGGGGGGUGGUGGAGGGGGAGGGGUUGACGCUCGUGGAGGUGGCGAUUAGGUGGAUUGUGCAUCAUAGUGGGUUGGAGAUUGUGGGGGGGGGGAAGGAUGCUGUUGUUCUUGGGGUGAGUAGCUUGGCGCAGUUGGAGCAGAAUCUUGAUGCUAUGGAGGCGGGGCCGUUGCCGGAGGUUGUGGUUAAGGCUUUGGAUGAGGCUUGGAGGGGUGUUAGGGCUGAGUCAAGCGAUUAUUGGAUUGGAAAGCUUGAGUACGACUAUGAUACGAGGAAGGCGCUUUUAGACGUCUGAGAGAGUGAGUUUGGGUAGGAGUGAAAAACUGAAGUAACGAAUAACCGUGAGACAGAGACAUAGAGGGCAUUGAGACUUAGACCUCAUAGAUCAAUCCCAGGAAGAUAAACCCUUCAUGCAGUGAACUCCAUAGAUAAUAGUUAGUAGUAAGACAGACCCGGACAAGAUCAAGCCCGUGAUACCGUCUUAUGGCCAAAAAAUAUUAAAAAAUUAACAAGGGCAAACCCUUCAUGCAGUGCACUCCAUAGAUAACAGUUAGUAG